CUUAUUUAAUUUAAAAUGAUAUUACCAAAAGGAAAAAAAAACGACACGUGGCAGUUACAAUUCCAUUAAAAAAACCAUCCAGGAACGUCUUUCAGGUCAUCUUACUUGCUCUGCUUAAUACCUAAGCUAAUUCUCUUCUCUUCCCUCCCGAGUAUUAUCUUCCCCAGUUGUUAACAUUCUUUGACUAAAUUACCCUUUCACCAUAUACACUUUCCCCAGAUAAACUAAGGCUAAUUUCGUCAUUCAUUAUCUCCCCCAAAAAGUUACCUAUAAAUACCAGACUCAACUCGAACACUGAACUCAACACCACCAGACUGGUAGUUCUCUCUAAUUCUAAACCAACAACCCUUUCUCUAAUUUUACCAUUUUACCCUUCCAAUGGCUUCUCGUUACGAAGUUGAGGUGAAGCUCACCUCCGCCAAAGAUUUGAAGAACGUGAACUGGCGUUACGGUCCAGUGAGGCCAUACGUCGUCGUUUGGGUCGACCCAAAGAACAAGUGUUCCAGCCGGGUCGACGAAGAGGGCGACACGAACCCGAUUUGGGAUGAGACUUUGAAGAUUCCCUUGCCCGGUCGGAUCGAAGACGAGGAGUAUUCAACUCUCUACGUCGACGUGGUCCACGCCGGGUCCGAACCCGAUACCAAGAAACUGAUCGGGUCGGCCAAACUCAGGCUCGGAGAAAUCGUCGAUGAGGUGGGCUUCGGUGAACGCGCCACGCGUACCUUGAAGCUCAAACGACCUUCUGGAAGACCCCACGGGAAGCUAGACUUGAAGGUCUCAAUCAAAGACCCUUACUAUCGUGCGCCGGAUGCCUACAACGCACCCCCUUACGGGGUCCCACCACCUGGUUCAAGGGAUUACAACGCUGCUCCUUACGGUGGACCUUACGGUGCUCCGCCACCGUUGCCUCGUGAUCCUUACUACGUUGCUCCGCCUUCUGGAUACCCACACAGUUCGUACAAUGCGCCAUCCUAUGGCCAAGCCUACGAUCAGCCGAGUUACGGGCAAGCGCCUCAGUACGGUCAGCCGAGUUACGGGCAGGCUCCGGCGUACGGUGCGAGCGGGUACGGGCAAGGGGAGGAGAAGAAGAGCAAGUUUGGAGGAAUGGGGACGGGAUUGGCUGUGGGUGCGGUCGCAGGAGUACUCGGUGGACUCGCUUUGGCGGAGGGGGCUGAUUACGUGGAAGACAAGAUUGCUGAUGACGUGGAGGAUCGAGUGGAAGAUGAUCUUGGGUACGACGGCGACGAUUUCUAGAGAAGUAUUUUGUUGUGUGCUUGGAUUGGUUGGGCCCCACUAUUUGGUUUUGGUUAUUUAGAGUGGUUGGAUGAAACGGUGCAUUUUGUUGACGUGAAAAUGAAAUGUGUUUUGUAGUUUCAAGAUAAUAAUUGAUAAAUUUGGAAGUUUUCGUUU
Molecule: messenger RNA, 1410 nt
Organism: Cannabis sativa
Lineage: Eukaryota; Viridiplantae; Streptophyta; Magnoliopsida; Rosales; Cannabaceae
Product: protein SRC2 homolog
Exons: 1
Coding region: 379-1254 (291 amino acids)
Biological process (GO): defense response
Source: RefSeq, a predicted model, not a curated record